AUGGUGUCUCACUACCAGUUGUGGUCUCGAGCCUGCAAUAGGCAAACAUCUACAAGAGUGGGAUCUGUGAACGCCGCCAGAACCGCGAGAGAUAUAAGUACGGCUGACAGUUCCAUUGCACCGAGUUUUUGGCACAGCCCACGCACAAUUGUUAGGCAUGGAGCUUCUCAUCUUUCUCGAUCAUGGACCAGUCCGUUCUGCCCUGUCCCUUGGACUCUUUGCAAUUUUCAUCUUCUUCCUACUGCCUCUACGACUACUGCACACUUUCCAAGGUAUCGACGAGGACUAUCCUCCAGAUGGGCGAGCUCUGACUUGCAUCAUAGGGUAGGGAAAAAGACACGCCCGUGGACAAAGGUCAGCCGCGCGACUAAGGUUCAGCAAUGGCUUGAACUCGGCAACAAGAAGUAUACCAAACAAAACCGAAGCUACAUCAUGGCCGAUUACUUCAGACAGUAUGUCAUUGUACCCUACAGCAAGUAUCGUCUGGACUGGUUCAACGAUCGGCCCGGAGAUCCUACCAACAUCGACGAUAGUCUGUACGAUGCCGCGCCAUUCCAUCACACCCCCUACGUUCACAAACGUCUGCCGAAGAAGUUGCCCACCUUCGUUCCCGAGGCGUGGGAUGAAGUCCAGGAUACUGUCGACCAGCUUUGCGGCACGGAUGGCAUCAAGUGGAGGGCGAUCAACGUGUAUAAGAGCUCAUCCAGAGUUACGAACGCGCUGAUCAGCCGUAUGACACUAGGUCUACCAUUCUGCAGGAACGAGGCAUUGCGAUAUCGUCUCCGCGCCUUUGCAGAUCACGUCUGGUCCUGUGUCGCGAUUGAGCCCCUGAUUCCAGGACUUCUCAAGCCGAUUCUUGGAUGGACAAUCCUGACACUUCCGGCGAAAUGGCAUUACCUGUUCACCCGUAGCCAAUUGCUUCCUCGCAUUCACAGCCGACUCUCAGAGGUGGCCGCAGCGAAGCAAGAUACUGAAAAGCUGGCCCAGCUGCCUGACGACUACCUGACCUGGCACAUUCGACAUGCCACCGCCCAGAACGACCCGAAGGCUCUCGAACCCGAGUUCAUGUCACUGACAUUACUUUCUCUGGAACUAUCCGCCGGUGCCAAUACCCACCACGCCCUAGCAAAUCUCCUCUUCGACAUCUUUAGUUCACCUCCUGACCAGGACGUCGUGCAAAUCCUCCGAGCCGAGCUACAGGAGAUGUACAUCAACAAGUACAACGGGACAUGGUCGCAAAAGUGUCUCAGGGAGCUAUAUCGCAUGGACUCCGCCAUCAAAGAGAGUCUCCGCUUCUCCACCAUCACUGCGCAUGGAACAUGGCGGAAGGUGAGAGCUCGGGAGGGACUACUGGAUCCCGAGACGGGGGAUGUAUUUCCGUGCGGGACUACUCUGGGCUGGGACAUCUGGAGCCGCCAUCAUGAUACUGAUAUUUAUGAGGAACCGAUGGAGUACGAUGCAUUGAGAUUUUACCGGAUGCGCGAACAGAUGUUGAGGGACGGCGGGGAUGCACUUCAGCUUAAGAAGCUUAGUAUGACUGUCGCGGGCAGUGAUUUGUACCUCGUAUUCAGCACGGGGAGACAUGCUUGUCCCGGUCGGUUCUUGGUCAGCUGCAUGUUCAAGAUGGUCUUAGCGUACAUUUUACUACACUACGAUGUCGAGCAUCCGGAGAAACGAGCUACAAGCCUGUGGUGCGGAGGGUUGAUCUUACCGUCGCUGAGGGGUGAGAUCAAAGUGAAGCGACUUCUUGAUUGA
Fulvia fulva is the source of this 1755-nucleotide messenger RNA. Its product is annotated as Cytochrome P450 monooxygenase gloP. Gene Ontology annotation, molecular function: heme binding; monooxygenase activity; iron ion binding. The transcript is spliced from 4 exons. The record is from RefSeq and is a predicted model, not a curated record. NCBI's taxonomy places the organism in Eukaryota, Fungi, Ascomycota, Dothideomycetes, Mycosphaerellales, Mycosphaerellaceae. Bases 1 to 1755 code for a protein of 584 amino acids.